Messenger RNA from Populus nigra (black poplar), 1822 nucleotides. RefSeq names its product mitochondrial inner membrane protein OXA1-like. Gene Ontology annotation, molecular function: membrane insertase activity. Bases 167 to 1480 code for a protein of 437 amino acids. The transcript has 10 exons. The record is from RefSeq and is a predicted model, not a curated record. Gene Ontology annotation, cellular component: mitochondrial inner membrane. NCBI's taxonomy places the organism in Eukaryota, Viridiplantae, Streptophyta, Magnoliopsida, Malpighiales, Salicaceae. Gene Ontology annotation, biological process: protein insertion into mitochondrial inner membrane from matrix; mitochondrial respiratory chain complex IV assembly.
GGACUCACAUAUAGUCCAACGUAUAUAACUACAAAAUUACCCUCAUAAACCCUAGACCCUGUAAUUGCUCUGAUCUGAUUAGCUAAAAAACUCGAUGGAAUGGCCACUUUUAAGUGAAAUUCUUUCUCUCAAGCACUGAGAACGAGGAAUUUUGUUCUUUGAAUCAAUGGCUUAUGUGCGGAGUCUGUCAACAAGAGCAAACAUUGUAAGAAGAAGAUAUAAUGCUUCGUUUAGUUACAUUCUCCACGACGAUGAUCGCAAACGUAAUUCUAUUGAAGAGGGUCCUUCUUCAAAAGGAAUGAGUAAUUUGUUUCAGCAGAGGUCAUUUGGAAGCAGCAGAAAAAGAUUUGAUAAUAAUUUGGCUGUAUUUGGUUUCUUUCAUAAUAGAAGAUGUUUGGAUUUAUCUCUUUCGCCAAGCAUUGGGGUGUCUUUUUGUCGGGAUAUGUCAACUAUUGGUGGAGGGUCAGAAAACAUUGAGCUGAUAAAUGAUGUUGCUGAUGUUCUCACAGACACGACUAUUGAGGCCGUGUCUGCUCAGGCUCCUGUGGUGAAUGAGGUUGCCAUUGCUGCUGCUGAUUCUUACUUUCCUGUUGCGGCUCUCCAGCAUGUUAUUGAUGCAGUGCAUUCUUUCACUGGUUUCAACUGGUGGGCUUCCAUAAUUGUAACAACUCUUCUGAUUAGAGGGGCAACCGUUCCUCUUUUAAUUAAUCAACUGAAAGCCACUACAAAACUCACUCUCAUGAGGCCACAUUUGGAAGAGAUAAGGCAACAGAUGUCUGAUAAGGCUAUGGACCCCAUGGCUUUAGCUGAAGGCCAAAAACAAAUGAAGAAGCUUUUCAAAGAAUAUGGUGUGAGUCCUCUUACUCCAUUGAAGGGGCUCUUUAUUCAAGGUCCUAUCUUCGUCAGUUUUUUCCUUGCGAUCUCAAACAUGACAGAGAAAGUACCAUCUUUUAAAAGUGGUGGUGCAUACUGGUUUCUUGAUCUGACGACUCCAGAUAGUUUAUACAUCUUGCCGAUUCUGACGGGUUUGACCUUCUGGAUAACAGUGGAGUGCAACAUGCAAGAAGGUCUGGAAGGAAAUCCCAUUGCUGGCACCAUGAAAAAAGUUUCACGGGUCUUUGCGGUUGCUUCAGUUCCACUGACUAUGGGUUUCCCUAAUGCCAUAUUUUGUUAUUGGGUCACAUCCAACUUAUUCUCACUCUUUUACGGCUUAGCGCUUAAAGCCCCGGGGGUAAAGAAGUUCUUAGGUCUUCCUGAAAUACCUGUGGCACCAGCAAGUACUACUCCACCCUCUUCCUUCGAUCUGCUUGAGGCACUCAAACAACAAGUGGCAGCAAGACAGGAACCUGCCUCCCCAUUACCUGCUGAACCAUCAUCAAAGCCUGGUGUCCAAAGAAUAUCACCGGCGUCAGUUCUUAGCCAGAGGCUUAGAAGUCUAGAGAAACAAGUAAAGGGAAGGAAGAAAAACAACAAGAGGUGAGAGUUCAUUCAAUUUAGUAGCCAAACCAUCACGGCUAUUGCUAUUAUAACGACCGUACUCUGUAACAAUGAAUGAAUGGAGGCACGCGAAUUAUUUAACAGGCAAAAGAAGAGUGCAAUUUUUGACUGCUAGUAUUUUUUUCCUUGUCGAGUUCAGAAUAUUGGUAUGUGAAGUUGGGGUUCCGGCACAUGUAAUAAAUGUCUUAGUACUGGGUUUCAUGGACUGUAACGAAGAGAAAAGACAGAAUAGCUCCUUUUGGAUGAAGCUUUUUGUAUGCUUGAAAAGUGAAUCAUGCUACAGUACAGAUUCUUGGUUAUUAUAGUUAAAACCAUGUUUGGUCGA